AUGCCGCACAGCCUCUACCUAGGGUCAGGAAUAGUUCAGCCACGUCUGCGAGAGUAUGAUGCGAAAAGCAAACUCUUGCCGCCAGAACUACUGUCAGCGUCUUCUUCCGUCAGCGAAGGAGUCGACAAGGAUAAAUUGCACUACAUUCCGUCCAUCCGCGCGAUCAGACACUCGCUGAAAAUCUCUAUUGCCGAACUGACGGUCUCCUUGUUUUCCUUCGCCCUCUUUGUCAAUUCAGCAAUUCUUAUUGUUGCAGGUGCAUCCUUAUACAAAAAUAAGGAUGCUCUAGAGGCAGACAUAUUUGGAAUUCACGCGCUUUUGUCAAAAUCCAUUUCUCCUGCAGUGGGCACAAUUUUUGCUCUGGCAUUGCUGCUUUCUGGAAUCUCUGCCGGAGUUAUUUGUACCAUUGCUGGCCAAAUGGUGAGCGAGGGUGCCUUGAAUUGGAAGCUUCGGCCCUGGCUACGACGUUUGGUAACUCGAAGCAUCAGCAUCGUCCCAAGCAUCGUAAUAGCAGCAGCUGUGGGGCGUCAGGGACUGAACGCAACAUUGAACGCAUCCCAAGUAGUAUUGAGUAUUGUCCUGCCAUUUAUUACGGCACCCCUGAUCUACUUUACUUGUCUCAACAAGUAUAUGACCGUUCAGCCCGGGAGUGCACGUUGUCUUGCACGCAAUGAAGACAUAUUCCGGAAUAACCGUCUGGUCGUUGGGGCUGCAGACCAGGGUGAAAGCAUUAUUAAAAUGGCAAACUCAUGGUACAUAGCUGUCAUCGCUGGGAUGGUGUGGCUUUUUAUCACCGUGAUGAACGUCGCUAAUCUGGUGCUCCUUGGGCAGGGGGCAUGA
Trichophyton rubrum CBS 118892 is the source of this 840-nucleotide messenger RNA. RefSeq lists its product as uncharacterized. Gene Ontology annotation, biological process: iron ion transport; intracellular manganese ion homeostasis. Gene Ontology annotation, cellular component: membrane. The transcript has a single exon. Gene Ontology annotation, molecular function: manganese ion transmembrane transporter activity; cadmium ion transmembrane transporter activity. Bases 1 to 840 code for a protein of 279 amino acids. The record is from RefSeq and is a predicted model, not a curated record. Lineage: Eukaryota; Fungi; Ascomycota; Eurotiomycetes; Onygenales; Arthrodermataceae.